Molecule: messenger RNA, 1306 nt
Organism: Formica exsecta
Lineage: Eukaryota; Metazoa; Arthropoda; Insecta; Hymenoptera; Formicidae
Gene: mRpL45
Product: probable 39S ribosomal protein L45, mitochondrial
Exons: 6
Coding region: 199-1227 (342 amino acids)
Cellular component (GO): mitochondrion
Source: RefSeq, a predicted model, not a curated record
GCCAGGCUGCCUCGCUUCAUUGGUCGUCGGUGUGUCGGACUGUCGGAUGGAUUUCGGCAUGAUUCGCGCGAUGCAACAUAAUCUUGAAACGUGAAAUAAAAAAAAACGAAGUUUAAUAAAAACAUUAUUUAAAAACACAUAAUUUAUGUGUGCGAUCGUGUUCUUGUAUACAAUUCUUAAUAAAUAAGGUCUCUAAAAAUGCUAGCAAAAUAUGUAAACUCAGUAUUCACUUAUGGGAAAUUCAUACAGAACAAACUGUCGUUGCUUGGUGCUAUUAAUUAUCCUAAUGACUUUACACAAGUCAGGUAUAUACAAAAGCACUGGAAUCCAAAAUGGAAGAAAUUAAGAAGAGAAAAAGUUAUUAAAGUAAAGCUUCCAUCAUUUGAUGAUGAUAAUGAAGAUCCUACUAAAAUGGAUAAGGAGCAAAUACGAUCGCGUAUGAGAGAGUUUGGUUUUAUUCCACAAAAAGCUUGGCAGGAAAGACCAACAUUUAUCACCUCUACUCCUACAAUUUUUGAAUCUUAUGUUGCUCCUGAAGGAGAUGGAAAGUAUUCUGCUAUCACCAAAGAGGGAGCAAAACAAAAAUUUACAUUUUUGGAGAAAAAGGGCAAAUCUGUAAUGGCCAUUAGAAAAAUUAAAUCGUUUGAUGAUACAUUUAAGACAUCCUUUUUUAUAGAAGAGGCUACAGAUAUUUAUCAAAAGGCACAUGAAGCUUUAGCUGCAAAAGAUGAAGAGAAGUUAAUACAAUACGUUACAGAAACAGCAUAUCCUAAAAUGAUACACAACUUGAUGGAUAAAACUAUACACUGGAAGUUUUUAGAAUCUUUGGAACCAGCUCGUGUUGUGCACGCAAGAACUACAGAUAUAAUAACGAAGGAGAAUGUUUUUGCACAACUUACUGUUCGAUUCCACACACAACAGAUAUUAGCGAUUUAUGAUAGGUUUGGUCGCUUAAUGCAAGGAAGUGAGAUUCUAAGAAAAGAUGUAUUAGAAUACAUAGUAUUCGAAAAGCAUUUAGCUAAUGAAUACGGCAUUUGGCGAAUUCAUGGUAAAAUUAUACCACCUUGGAUGUCUGCGACAGACAUAGCAGAAGGCACAUAUAUUCUAAAAGAUUCAAAAAAAGAAGAUGAUCCUGUACCCACUGAGCCUCAUCCUGUGGAAGCUACCUUAAUAGAAGAUACGUCAAAAGAUAUGCCAAAGAAUGUGACGAAUGCACCAUCUUCGUAAAUUAUAAUAAACAGGUAUGCUAAGUAAUAAUUGUAUUGUAUAUUGUUGGUAAAAUAAAAAAUAUAUUCAUAUAAUAAUC